Gaeumannomyces tritici R3-111a-1 is the source of this 741-nucleotide messenger RNA. RefSeq lists its product as hypothetical. The transcript is spliced from 4 exons. Bases 1 to 741 code for a protein of 246 amino acids. The record is from RefSeq and is a predicted model, not a curated record. Lineage: Eukaryota; Fungi; Ascomycota; Sordariomycetes; Magnaporthales; Magnaporthaceae. Gene Ontology annotation, molecular function: hydrolase activity.
AUGAAGUUCCACAGCCUGUUGAUCAACUUCUUCCUGGCGGUCUCUGUGGCGGUCGACAUGUACAUCACUUACCCGCCAGGCUACCACACACGUGGCCAACAGCCCAAAGCCGGUAUUCUCCAUCUGACGGACGUGCUCGGGCUGCCGCUUCUUGAGAAUCUCCUGCUGGCAGACAGUUUCGCCCGCGCGGGCUACGUCGUCGUGGCGCCCGACCUGUUCGCGGGCAAGCCGGCGCCCGACGACCACGACCGGCCGGACCUGGGCUUCAGCGUCAUCGAGUUCCUGGACGCGCACCCGCCCAACGUGACGGAGCCAGCCGUCGACGCCGCCGCUCGCCACCUUCGCGGCGCCCUGGGCGUGGCGCGCCUUGGGUCCGCCGGCUACUGCUUCGGCGGCCGCUACGCGUUCCGUUACGCGUCCGCGGCCAAGCACGCCGCCGGCCUGGGCGUCGACGUCGUGGCCACGGCGCACCCGACGCGCGUGACCGACGAGGAGAUCGUGGGGCGGGUCGGGCCUGCGACCGUUGCUGCUGCCGAGAACGAUCCGUUCUUGAUGCCGCCGAAGCGCAGGUGGGAGAUUGAGACGGCGCUGCUGUCGACCGACGCCGCAUCUUCCUUGGCGCUUUACUCGGGCGUGGCCCAUGGCUUUGGCGUUCGCGUCAACAUGUCUGACCCCGAGGCCAGGUUUGCUAAGCAGGCCGCCUUUGUUCAGGCCGUCCGCUGGUUUAACUACUGGCUCUGA